Molecule: messenger RNA, 121 nt
Organism: Racocetra fulgida
Lineage: Eukaryota; Fungi; Glomeromycota; Glomeromycetes; Diversisporales; Gigasporaceae
Source: the annotation of a GenBank genome assembly
CAUAUGGCAGUAAAGAGAUAUUUAAACUCGAUUCUUAUCACCAAAUAACACGUCAAUUAAUAAGACGUUUAAUUAAGAUCGAUGAGUUAUAUGUGCUUGAAGCAGAACGAUACUUAAACCA